CUACUACUUCCCACAAACAUCACAUCUCUCUCUCUCUCUCUCUCUCUCAUAAAAACAAUAAUGGGACCUUCCAACAAUAUUCUUUUCGCAGUCGCUCUUAUAAUUUCAAUUCUAAUAACAGCAGCAUCAGCAGGAAGUUUUUACGAUGAUAUGGACAUCACUUUUGGGGGUGAACGUGCUAAAAUUCUGAAUGGAGGUCAGGAUCUUUCACUUUCACUCGACCAAUACUCUGGAUCGGGUUUCCAGUCCAAACACGAGUACCUGUUUGGAAGGUUCGACAUGCAACUCAAACUAGUCCCAGGCAAUUCUGCUGGCACUGUCACCACAUUCUACUUGUCAUCACAAGGUGCGGGUCACGAUGAGAUAGACUUCGAGUUCUUAGGCAACUCCACUGGAAACCCUUACACAAUCCACACCAAUGUGUAUUCACAAGGGAAAGGAAACAAAGAACAGCAGUUCCACCUAUGGUUUGACCCUACUGCAGCCUUCCACACCUACACCAUCGUAUGGAACAGUCUAAGAAUUAUUUUCUUGAUAGAUAACAUACCAGUAAGGGUGUUCAAUAACAAUGAUGCUGCUGGAGUCCCAUUUCCCAAGAGCCAACCCAUGAGGGUGUAUGCCAGCCUGUGGAACGCGGAUGACUGGGCAACCCAAGGUGGGCGUGUGAAGACUGACUGGACUAAUGCGCCUUUCACCGCGUCAUACAGGAAAUUUAAUGCCAAUGCCAAAAAAGUUGGUCUCAAUUCAAUGUCAAAAAGCUCAGAAAAUGAUCAGAGUCAAGCAUGGAGUACCCAAGGACUUGAUGCAGCAGGCCGAAACAGGAUUCGAUGGGUGCAAACAAAACACAUGAUCUACAACUACUGUAAUGACCGCAAACGGUUUCCCAAUGGCCUUUCCGAGGAAUGCAAGCGCUCUAGAUUCCUCUAGGCCUACUUAAUAUUUUGCAAU
Molecule: messenger RNA, 948 nt
Organism: Lactuca virosa
Lineage: Eukaryota; Viridiplantae; Streptophyta; Magnoliopsida; Asterales; Asteraceae
Source: the annotation of a GenBank genome assembly